AUGCCUCCACCAUCUACAGAGAAAAAUAACAAGGUGGUAAAGACCACCGCUGCCCAACAGUAUGUGCCAAAAGGGAGGACAAAAUUCAAGAAGACUGAAAAUAAGGUCACAACUGAAGUUCCCCCGAAAAUAGAAAUAGCUGAGAAGGAGAAGCAACCAAAGACAACCAAUCAAAAGGAGGUUAAUCCAGAUAGGAUCACUAUUAAGAAGGCCAUAGGAAAAUCUCCUUUUGAGCUAGUGUAUGGAUCUAAAGCAAGGACGCCAAUAAAUAAUCUACUUCCUGUAUACAAGUUCAUUGAUGAAAACAACCUACAAAUGUCAGAUCUGGUGGAGGAAAGGAUGGAUAUGCUUGCAGAAUUGGAUGAAAGCAGAGAAGAUGCUCACAAGAAGAACCUCAAGCUGCAACAAAAGAGUAAGUACCUAUUUGAUAAGAAAACAUCAGAAAGAAAAUUUGAAAUCAAUAACUUGGUACUACUUUGGAAUGCUAGAGCCCAAGAUAAGGGCAAGCAUGGAAAAUUUGAAGCCUUGUGGCCAGGGCCAUUUGUUGUUGCAGAGUAA
This is a messenger RNA of Cryptomeria japonica (Japanese cedar), 558 nucleotides long. RefSeq lists its product as uncharacterized. The record is from RefSeq and is a predicted model, not a curated record. Lineage: Eukaryota; Viridiplantae; Streptophyta; Pinopsida; Cupressales; Cupressaceae. Bases 1 to 558 code for a protein of 185 amino acids. The transcript has 2 exons.